AUGAUAGAACAAGUCCCUCUUGUUCUUCUCACCCACCAGGUGGCGUGCUCUUCUUGUCGCCGGCUAAGUCACCUUCUCGCUGAGAACUCUUUUUAAGCUCGGCCUCUUCUCCACUUGGAUUUCCCCAAUCCCCUCUUCCUUCCCCCAAUUCCUCGAUGGACUGUUUGAAGAGCUCGCCAAGAUCUGAUUUUGAUGCGAAAAAGACUGCACUUUAGAUCGAGAGACCAUUGAUGGAUAGGCUAAUAAGCUUAGAGCCGUCGAGCCAGGUGCCCGUCCGGGUGGAACUGGGACAGAAGUGCUCCGGCCAGCUCGUCCUCCGCAACGUCAUGUUCACCAUGCCGGUGGCGUUCCGUAUCGAGCCGGUGAACAAGGCUCGGUACGCGGUCCGUCCGAGUUCCGGCAUCAUCGCGCCUUUGGCGACGAUGACGGUUGAGUUCACCUACCUGCUCCCGCUCAACUCGCCGCUGCCCGACUCGGUUCCUCGCUGCGACGACCCGUUCCUCCUCCACAGCGUCGUCGUCCCCAGCGCCUCCUCCAAGGAACGAACCUCCACCGUCGACUCGGUCCCCAGCGAGUGGUUCAGCAAUAAGAAGAAGCAGGUGUUCACGGACAGUGGCAUCAGGGUCUUCUUUGUGGGAUCGGCCGUGUUGACUCGGUUGGUGGCGGACGGGUCGAUGGAUUCGGUGAGGGAAGUGUUAGAGAAGAGUGACCCCGAGUGGCGAGCGGUCGACUCGGUCGAUUCGACCGGGCAGACCUUGCUCCAUUUAGCAAUUGCCCGGUCCAGACCGGAUUUGGUUCAGCUCCUCCUCGAGUUCGACCCUAACGUGGAGGCUACCGAUCGGGCCGGUCAAUCGCCGCUAGAGGCGGCGGCGGCUGCCGGGGAAACCCUUAUUGCUGAGCUUCUUCUAUCGAGGCGGGCGUCGACGGAGAGAUCUCAUGGGUCAGAGCUCGGCCCGCUGCACCUGGCUGCCGCCGCCGGCCACGCGGAGGUGCUUCGGCUCCUUAUACUUAAAGGAGUGAGCGUGGAUGCGCCCACGGCGGACGGACGGACAGCGUUGCGAGUGGCCGUAGAGGGGAGGCAGAGGGAGUGCGUGAAGCUUCUGCUUGCCUCCGGUGCGAGGGCGGACGCCCGAGGCGGCGCCGACAGGGGAACGCCGCUCCACGCUGCGGCGGUCGCAGGGGACGAGGCCAUGGUGAAACUGCUACUGUCCCGCAGUGCGGCCGGGGCGAAGGAAGUGCGAAAUGCGGCCGGGCGGACGGCGUACGAUCUCGCGGCAGAGGGCGGCCACGCGAGUAUGCUGGACGCGCUAAAGCUUGGAGACGAUCUGGCGGCCGCCGCUAGGAAGGGCGACCCGUGGGCUGCGGCGCGGAUGGUCGAACAAGGGGCGGCGGUGGACGGGCAGGACCAGCACGGGUGGACGGCGCUGAUGAGGGCGGCGUUCAAGGGGAAGUUGGAGACGAUGCGAGUGCUGAUAGAGAAGGGGGCGGAGGUUGAGGCGAGGGACGAGGAGGGGUACACGGCGCUCCAUUGCGCGGCGGAGGCAGGGCACGCGGAGGCGGUGGAGGCGCUCCUUAAGCGAGGGGCCGAGACCGAGGCGCGGACGGCGAAGGGAGCGACCGCGGCGGAGAUCGCCGCCGUCUACGGGAACGACGAGGUCUUAAGGGUGCUGGGUGAGGGAGGGGCGACGCCGCGGCAGGAUCUGCUGGCGGUGGGGAAGGGAGGAGGGGGCAAAGACAAAGCGGAGAAGAAGGGGAAGGUACGAGAAAGUAGAAGGCGGGGGAGGAGGAUCGGCGGCGGCGCACUGGCGGCGAGGAGCGGCGGUCGCGUUGACGUGGCCGAAGCGGAGGUGACGUGGUCGCACUAGAUCUCAAGCGUUUUAGUCCAAUUUUUUUGCGAUAUUGUGAUUCAAGUCCAUUUUUUUUAUUGUUGCUCCUCAUACACC
Zingiber officinale is the source of this 1943-nucleotide messenger RNA. RefSeq names its product protein VAPYRIN-like. The transcript has a single exon. The record is from RefSeq and is a predicted model, not a curated record. Lineage: Eukaryota; Viridiplantae; Streptophyta; Magnoliopsida; Zingiberales; Zingiberaceae. Gene Ontology annotation, molecular function: protein binding. The coding region runs from base 231 to 1865 and encodes 544 amino acids.